Molecule: messenger RNA, 414 nt
Organism: Suillus discolor
Lineage: Eukaryota; Fungi; Basidiomycota; Agaricomycetes; Boletales; Suillaceae
Exons: 4
Coding region: 43-366 (107 amino acids)
Source: RefSeq, a predicted model, not a curated record
GUUAGUAACGACUCAUACGUUUUGCUUGGUCUUGAUUCCACCAUGUCUACAGACGCAAGAGAUUCGACUCGAGAAACCAAGUUGACUCUGCCAAAAACAUGGCAUGCAGAGUCUGCUGACACUAUGGGCUCGAUGGGCAUGUUCCUCGCUGGCUUAGUGCUAGUUUCUAGAAAUCGGUACAUGGCAUGGCCAGUAGCCCUCCUCGCGCUCAGCAGCUUCAUGAAUCAACACCCUAUUCGGACAAAGGAGGGUGGGAGCACGCCUUGGACGGCUUUGAUGACUGCGGCCUUUGCGCUGCUCGUGUCGCACUCUGCGAUGUUCACGUUCACGGACCCUAAGACUGGCGGACUCAAGUUUUCGUCGUAGACUUGAAGUUGUGAUUAUUGUGCUAUAUAUUAUUGGGUUCGACCGUAA